GCCGACGUGUGCGGGUGGGAGGCGCGCAUGCGCGCCGGGUGUUCAGUUACCGCCGCUGCCUCAGACGGAGCCGGAGGACGAGCAGGCCGUAGCGUCGGGGAGCGACUCGGCUGCGGGUGACAGUCUCACUCACCAUGUCCUGUAGCCUGCUGCAUUUCUGUUCUUUCCAGGACCUGGGUACUGUCCGUGAUUUCCUCUUUCCUCAAGUGAAGGAGGAAUCGAGCAGCGGCGAGAAAGAACACAAUUGGGAAGAUGAAGACUGGGGAGCAUGGGAAGAUGGUGAAUUGAAAGAGCCUAGGGAAGAUCGUUCUACAAGUAACGUGCCCGCAUUGUCAUGGCUUCAAGACUGUGUGAUCUCGCUGUCACCAACAAAUGAUCUUAUGGUGAUAGCAAGAGAUCAGAAAGCUGUAUUUCUAGUGCCAAAAUGGAAGCCUAAUGAAAAGGCUAAAGAUGAAAUGCAGUAUUGUGUUACGUGGAGUGGUAUCUUGAGCGUUGAAGAAGGAGAAUGCAUCAAUAGUACAAUUUGUAUUCCACUUGCAAGUCAGAAAAGAAGCUCCACAGGCCGACCAGACUGGACAUGUAUAAUUGUUGGUUUUACCUCUGGAUAUGUUCGAUUUUACACUGAGAAUGGAGUUCUUCUUUUAGCACAACUUUUAAAUGAAGAUCCAGUUCUGCAACUGAAAUGUCGGACUUAUGAAAUUCCCAGACAUCCUGGUGUUACAGAGCAGCAUGAAGAAUUGAGUAUCCUAUAUCCAGUUGCCCUUGUAACAAUAGAUGGAUUCAGCCUUUUUCAGUCUCUUCGGGCCUGUAGAAACCAGGUAGCAAGAGCUGCAGCUUCAGGUGCUGAAAGUGUACAACCUCCACCAUUAACUUACAAGAAAUGGGGCCUGCAGGAUGUUGAUAUGAUAGUGGACCAUGCAAGCAUUGGUAUUAUGACACUUUGUCCAUUUGAUCAGUUGAAGACUGCUUCUGUUUUAGGUGGAUUUAAUGCCACUGUAAAAAGCAGCCCACCAGCUAUGUCAGAAUAUGUAACAGUUGGAUCUGGUCCAUUUGCUGGUUUCUUCUAUGCUUUGGAGGGUAGCACCCAGCCAUUGCUAUCGCAUGUUGCUUUAGCAGUUGCUAGCAAGCUUACAUCAGCUUUAUUUAAUGCAGCUAGUGGAUGGCUUGGUUGGAAAAGCAAGCAUGAAGAAGAACUGGUGCAGAAACAGAAACCAAAAGUUGAGCCAGCAACCCCUCUUGCUGUAAGGUUUGGUAUUCCAGACUCUCGUCGGCGUGGAGAAAAUAUUUGCCUUUCGCCUUGCAAUACCCUGGCAGCUGUGACAGAUGAUUUUGGGCGCAUCACUUUAUUAGAUGUGGCAAGAGGUGUGGCAAUACGCAUGUGGAAAGGAUAUCGUGAUGCACAGGUUGGCUGGAUCCAGGUUUUAGAAGAUCUUCAUGAAAGAGAAGCAGAGAAGAGCAACUUCUCACCUUUCAGGAGUCCUAUAGGCCUAAGACGAGUGGCUCAGUUCCUGGUGAUCUAUGCCCCAAGGAGAGGAAUCCUGGAAGUGUGGAGCACUCAGCAAGGUCCAAGGGUUGGGGCAUUUAAUGUAGGAAAAUACUGCAGGUUAUUGUAUCCUGGAUAUAAGAUUAUGGGAUUGAACAAUGUGACCAGCCAGGGCUGGCAGCCACAAACCUUUCAGAUUUGUCUAAUUGAUCCAGUGGAUGGUAACGUGAAAACCGUUAAUGUUCCUUUCCAUCUUGCUCUUAGUGAUAAGAAGAGUGAAAGAGCAAAGGAUAUGCAUCUGUUGAAGCGGCUGACUACUUUGUUGAAGGCCAAAGUGUCAAAUCCAGAAAAUAUGGAAACUGAAAUAAAGAUGCAUCUUCUUGAUAUUAAAUAUCCUGCCAUGAAAAAACAGGCCUUAGAAAAAAUGUUGGCGAGUAAAAAUAUCCCAUUGUCCUGCUUAACAAAUUUAAUUCAGGCAUUGUUGGACAGCUUAAUGAAUCAAGAUCCUGAAAGUGUGGAUGAAGGAUUGUUGCAAUUUUGUCUCAGCCAGCUGAAACUGCUUCACCUUUAUACGUGUGUGGACAAGCUCAACUCUAAAGAUUUGGAGAAUGGUGUAGCCAAAACUAGCGAUGACCUGGCUACUUUGUUGCGACUAGAGGAAAGGGAAGUUGUAAAAAUUCAAACACUGCUGGAUAAUUAUAGACAAGGAAACACCAGAAGUACGGUUCAUUUUGAGGAGGACAAAAACUAUAAACUACCAAUCCAAAUGUUUCUGGAAUAUCUUGAAUAUGAAAAAGAAGUAGUCAAUGUGAAGAAACUAAGUGAAGAUGAGUGUGUGGCUUUGGGAGAUUUCUUUUUCUGGAAGUGUCUCUGUGGGGAAAGCUCUGCAGAGGAAGUGUGCCAUUUGCUGGAGUCUGCAGGAGCCAGGCCUCAACAAUUCUUGACUUUACUUCUCAGUAUGUGGCUGUUUAAAGAGAGAGAAAUUCUCAAGAACCAGGAUUCAAUUCACUACCUCCACGUUACGUUGUCUGUCUUAAACCAGAUGAAAGGUGCAGUAGAUAACUCAUGGGACCUUCAGUCAGUGAAUCCAUGGUGGCAACAGAUGCGCUCUGUGUGUGCACAGUCAGAGAAUGUUGGAGCUGCAUUGUUAGCUGCACUUGUUGGAAGAAGUGUGGCCAUCAGUGCAACAAACAGCCUGGUUGAAAAAGAUGUGGAAGUUCAGAUUUCAGAUGGAAUGACUGAUUCUUGGGAAGCAUUGUCUCUCGAUAUGGAACAUUGGAAUCUGUUACUGAGACAGCUUGAGGAUUGCCUUAUUUUACAAACGUUGCUGCACAGCAAAGGGAAAAAAACAUCCAGUACAACCUGCCAACAUUCUGAACCACUUGCCAGUAUUUCUGUAAAAAAGCUUUUGGAAGGUGGUCGAGGAGUUGUUGCUGAUGGUGUGGCAAAAUGGGUUUUCAACUUGAAUCUUGUUCCAAGCAUCCUGAAACAGGCCCAUCAACCCAAGGAAUUAGAGAAUGCAGAAGAACCAAUGGAAGGGGAGAACAACGUUCUUAUAAGUGAGAAGUACAAAGAGCUUGACCUAAAAAGGAUACUUGAGUUGCUCCAGCUGGCUUAUGAGCGAUUCCCCUGCAGUCUAGAAUCUGAUGCUCUUCAUGCCCAUUGUUGUUGGGAAUAUGUAGUGCAAUGGAACAAAGAUCCAGAGGAAGAUCGUUUUCUGAGCGUAUCUGUGGAUCAUCUGAAAUGCAUUGGCAAUGCUCACGUUCAGCGAGGAGUUGCUGUAAUGAUGUGGAACACCUUUAUUGUAAAGAGACUGUCAGCCGCUGCUUAUCUAAUGGAUAAGGUUGGCAAGGCACCAAAAGACAGACUAUGCAGAAGAACACUCCCCGAGGCAUCAGUCUCCAUUCAACAACUGCCAUCUUUUGAACAUAAGGCGUCUUUCAGACUCACUGGAACCAACUCCCAGGAUGUAGGCAUGAGUGAUACCUCCAUGACCUCUUUCCUUGGUUCUUGCUCAUUGCUCCUUCAAACUUUAAUGGAGGCUGAAGUUAGCUGUGAUGAAAUGAAGGAACCGUCUCUAGACAUAGAAGAUACUUGGUCAUCUGUGGAAGGUCCAACAUCAAUAGUCGAUCUGGCUCUAGAACAAGGACAUGUCCAUUACCCAUUGGUUCAGCACCACUAUGUUUUGGCUGUUGUUAUGCAUGGAAUAAUGCUGUUUGGGAUGAAGUCUGUCAAAAUAUUUAGUCUCUUUGACAGUAAGGGCAAAAAUGCAUUUUUCAAAGAGCUAACGUCAAUCCAGCUGCUGCCAAGUGGCGAAAUGGAUCCCAACAUAGUGUCUCUCAGACAACAGUUCCUCAUGAAAUUAGUCAGUGCUUCAGUGAAAGAACUAAUCAAACCUCCAAAGACUGAAUGUACUUCUGAACAGCAAUCUCAUCAAGAACAAAAGGAAGACUGGUCAUCAGUGGCGGUGGAGCUGUCUCAGAACCUACAAGUGGAUGAGGAUGUUAUCCGUCGACAUUAUGUAUGUGAGCUGUAUAAUCAUGGGAUUGACCAUAUUGGUGAAGAGGCCCUUCUGCAGGUACAUGAUCAAGAGGUCCUGGCAUCCCAACUGCUUGUACUGACAGGACAGAGACUUGCAUAUGCUUUACUUCAUACUCAGACUAAGGAAGGCAUGGAGCUGCUGGCCAGACUCCCACCAGUGUUGUGUACAUGGCUUAAGGCUAUGGAUCCUCACGAUCUUCAGAACACAGAUGUGCCAAUUAUAGCAACAGCUAAACUGGUGAGCAAACUGAUAGAACUCUUACCUGAAAACCAUGGGCAGUACAGCCUGGUGCUGCACCUGUUAGAGGCAGUUGAAGCCAUAUCCUCCUUGUGACAAGAGCUGACCAAUCUUUAUUUAAAUAGGUCUUCAGACAUGACCAGCUGUUAAAAGCUUGGAUCAUUUUGAUGUAAAUGAGCCAUGAGCCAUUUGUUUCAAUUAAUCAUGUUCUUGAAUACUUAUUGUUAUAGGUGAGUACUGAAAAUUCUGUUAGACUCUUCAAUUUCUGUUCUAUGAUGUGAGAUAUUUUAAUGCCCAAAUACAGUUUGCAUGUCCAUGUUUACAUACAGCUGAAGCAAAGCUCACUCACAUUUUACUGCUAGAAGAUGGCAUCAGUCUUAGAAUAAACCAUUUGUUACUGUAGCUACGCAGAUUAAAUGUCAUCUGAAGCAAGUCUGUUCUCAAGGUAUUAUGUAGUGAAUGAGUUACAUGGUAUGGUCCAUACAUCUAGAUUUCUAAUCCCACUAUUGGAACUGAAGAAAUGGGAGGAAUUUUGCAACCUGUUUUCCCAGUAAACAACCCAAACAUUCUACAAAUAGUCAUAAUGACUAUUUUAAAAAACCUUAUGUCGCAACUUGUAUCACACAAAAACAAAGGAAAAUUUGAGUUUAUUUUGUUAAUGUAAAGGCAAAAGUUUUUAUUCCCUCAAUUGUUUUUGGAUUUGUAUAAGUAAUAAAAUGAACAGUGAUCAGACACCCUAAUGUGUGUACAGAAACAUUUCCAACCUUAUCAGUGGGUAGAAACUAAUUGUAAUAUUGUAAAUUAUUGAUUAACCAAAUAAAAACUUCAAUCCCUGCUGAGUUGCUUUUUCUAUAAAUAAUUGGAGUGUAUUGCUUGAACGUGAGAGGUAAAGUAUUUAAUAGGAACUGAACAUUGAAGUGAAAGUCUUUUUUAAUUGAGAACCAACUGAAAUAUAGAAAAUUCAAGUGUUAUAAUCUGAAGCAAAAGAAAAUUGUAGCACCGAGAUAUAGUACCUGACUUUGCGGUUAGUAUGUGUAAGUGCAUCUUAUUAGUGCCAUCCAAUUGACUGACCAGUGUCUAUUUUAAAAAAAGUUUGUUAAAGGUAAAUGGAAUAAUCUGAUCAGAUUAGGAGUAUCAAGAUUAUCAGUAGUAGCUAAGGGACACAAAUAUGCUGUUACAGUGAUGUUCUAUUUUAUAUUACGCGAAAAGGGCUGUUGAGAAUUGGAGAAGUGUCCAGCAGGCUGUUCUAGUAUUCUUUGCUGAUGCUGAAACUGCCUUUGUUCAAGUGCCACACAAAGGUAGGGACAAUACCAGUGUGCUACAAAAGAGCCCAUUUAAACUAAGGCUAGCAUAGAAGCUGGAAUUGGCAGUUUACCCCUAGACCAUGCUAUUUAAUGGAAAUUACCGUUUGACAGAAUACUGGAUUUUUCUUUUUAAUUUCUAGCAGAAUUUAGAAAUAACUGUCCUCCCAUUAUGGUAAGUUUCAGGAGGCACAGGUUUUCUAAAUUAACAGCUAACUAAUAAAACAACAGUGGUCACUGGACCCGAAACGUUAGAUGUUGCCAGACCUGCUGAGCUUUUCCAGCAACUUUGUUUUUGUUCCUGAUUUACAGCAUCCGCAGUUCUUUUGGUUUUUAGUGGUAUUUACUAGAUGCUGUAAAACCUCGACCACUGUUUUGAAAAUAUAGAAAAGGAGCACCCUUUCAUUUUCUCCAUUAAUCUGCACACUGUUGAACACUCUAGUGAUCCAAUUUCCAAUAAAAAAUAAAUCAUUUCUAGUUAUAUGAAAACAUAAGCUCUACCAUGUCUGAGUACUGAUACUUGUUGACAAAAAGCUAUGUUAAUUAUUUGAGGUCUUGGCGCAAUUGUCAUGGGAGCAGGGAAGAAGGCCAAAGUUGUCCAUUUCUUGGUGAUAGUUAAAGGAAGUGACAAUAAUUAAGAUUGAAAGAAUGAAUUAUGCUGAGUUUAAAUUGGGUGGAUUUAACCCAGAAGGGUGAGUGGCAUCAUUGCCGUGUAAAGAGACUAAAUUUAGACCUUAAGUUAGUA
Messenger RNA from Rhincodon typus (whale shark), 6308 nucleotides. RefSeq names its product RAB3 GTPase activating protein subunit 2 (non-catalytic) (gene rab3gap2). Gene Ontology annotation, biological process: regulation of GTPase activity. The transcript has 36 exons. Bases 135 to 4358 code for a protein of 1407 amino acids. The record is from RefSeq and is a predicted model, not a curated record. Lineage: Eukaryota; Metazoa; Chordata; Chondrichthyes; Orectolobiformes; Rhincodontidae.